ACUGAAGAAGCAAAAGCAAGACAGUUUUUCAAUGGCGAUAUCUUCAAUUUCUGCACUUUCGCCUUCUUCUCUUCUAAUAUCCAACAGUUCCUCCACAUUUUCUUCUAAAACCAGCAUAUCUUCUUUCUCGUUCUCUCUGUCUUUUCCUUCUGUGAAUGGCUUGAAGCACAGUAAGGCCCUACAACCCUCACAGUCAUUAACUAGGGUUUUUGCUGCCCCUGAAGCCUUAGAAACCCAGGAAGCCCAAGACCCACCUCCAGAAUAUGAUAAUUAUGAGGUUGGUGGUUCUGAGACACCCAGUGCUUCAUCGUUCAGUAUUGCUGCUGAUGCGGACAAGAUGGCACCAAAGCAGAAAAUUAGGAUCAAACUCAGAUCUUACUGGGUACCCUUGAUUGAGGACUCUUGCAAGCAAAUAAUGGAUGCUGCGAAAAAUACCAAUGCAAAGACCAUGGGUCCUGUGCCACUCCCAACGAAGAAAAGAAUCUAUUGUGUUCUAAAAUCCCCACAUGUGCACAAGGAUGCAAGGUUCCAUUUUGAGAUCCGGACCCAUCAGCGUCUCAUUGAUAUUUUAUAUCCAACUGCUCAAACCAUAGAUUCUUUGAUGCAACUUGACCUUCCAGCUGGGGUUGAUGUGGAGGUCAAGCUUUAAAGAAGCAAUAUCAAAUAUCAGAAUCCCGGAUAUGGUGUUCAUCGCAUUAACUGCUGGGCUCAUAAACAAAAUGGCUGUCUUGGAUUAUGGUGAAGGAGACCAAACUUAGGCUGGACGCCAACGCCAUCUUUAGAUACUGCUAGAUGUUCAUUCCUUUCCUUAACAAUGUCUUGUAAACAAUGUUCUGUUGAUUGCUCUGAUCCUUUGAUAGAAUAAUUUCUGGUGCUAACCAAAAUCUUGGACACAUUUGUGAUGUUAUUGGGCGCUAGUAAAGUCAUGAAUGAAUAUGUUCUCCAGUUGUGCCACCACAGCUGUAUAUCUUUCUUGUGACUGUAUUCUACUUGUGCCUGAAGAUGCCAAGUUUCUUUGGAAUUUAUACUGGUUUAGUUGUAA
Tripterygium wilfordii is the source of this 1042-nucleotide messenger RNA. RefSeq names its product 30S ribosomal protein S10, chloroplastic-like. Bases 32 to 649 code for a protein of 205 amino acids. Gene Ontology annotation, molecular function: structural constituent of ribosome; RNA binding. Gene Ontology annotation, cellular component: mitochondrion; ribosome; small ribosomal subunit. Gene Ontology annotation, biological process: translation. NCBI's taxonomy places the organism in Eukaryota, Viridiplantae, Streptophyta, Magnoliopsida, Celastrales, Celastraceae. The record is from RefSeq and is a predicted model, not a curated record. The transcript has 4 exons.